AUGCAGCAUACAUCGGGCGGUCGGGAGAUUAUUCAUGUCGUGACAAUGGUGGUUACCGUGGAGAAUGGUAAAUGUAAUUUCUUGUACAAGCUUACUGAUGGUUACAUCGACUGUGGAUUAGCAACAGAUGUUGCAUCCAAAAUGGGCGUAAGUGACGAAAUUGUGGGACGCGCAAAUGAAAUUUGUGAUUGUUUGAAACGCGGUGUGCCGAUUGAUCCGGCCGCGGAUGAUGAGGAUUUAAAAAUAUUCUGUACAUUUGCGCCGAAUUUUCAGUGGCUUGUGAAUGUCGACUUUGAUGCUGAACUUGAUUGUUCUUUAUUUCUGCUUUUGUUUUUUUUUUGA
This is a messenger RNA of Gongylonema pulchrum, 342 nucleotides long. The record is from the annotation of a GenBank genome assembly. Lineage: Eukaryota; Metazoa; Nematoda; Chromadorea; Rhabditida; Gongylonematidae.